AUGAAUGGUAGCCCUACCAAUCUGUUUGAUCUCCCAAUUGAUGCGGGACGUCCCCUGAAAGUGGUAUGUAUCGGGGCGGGAUAUUCGGGUAUUCUGACAGCAAUUCGCUUUCCGCAACGAGUUCCUGAUCUGGAACUUGUUAUCUACGAGAAGAAUGCGGAUAUCGGAGGCACUUGGUACGAGAAUCGGUACCCUGGAAUAGCUUGUGACGUUCCAUCCCAUGUGUAUCAGUUGUCCUUCGCAAGCAAUCCUCGGUGGUCCCGUUUCUACGCCGGAGGCCAGGAGAUUCAAGAGUACCUGAAGGACGUUGCGUGGAAGUAUGACGUGGAAAAAUACGUUCGCUUCAAACAUCUCUUUCAAGGUGCCAAAUGGAACGAAGGGGAACAAAAGUGGUUCAUACAAGUGAAGGACCUUCGGACGGACGAGAUCAAAACUGAUGUGGCAGACAUUCUAUUGAAAGGUACCGGUCUUCUGAAUAAAUGGGACUGGCCCAAAAUCCCGGGACUGCAUGAAUUCAAAGGCCCGUACAUGCAUACAGCUGAUUGGGAUGACUCAUUCGACUGGUCUGGAAAAACAGUGGCACUUAUAGGUGCUGGGUCCAGUGGUAUUCAGAUUCUGCCACAAAUACAGCCUAAAUCAAAGCGCGUUCUUCAUUUUGUGAGAGGAAAAACCUGGAUCUCUCCUGUUGGCUUUUCAGCCGACGAGCCAGAUGAGAUUGUACACACAGAGGAAGAAAGGGCCAUGUUUGCAGAGAACCCUUCGAUCUACCACGAGUACCGUCGGAAGAUUGAGGCCGGCCUUAACCAUAGCCAACUGGUUACGUUCCUUGGUACGGACGUGCAAAAGCAAUUCUGGAAGCUGGCGCAUGACAAAAUGAAAGAGAAACUGAGGAAGAGACCCUGGAUCUUUGACUCGAUGUGCCCCGACUAUCCACCAGGAUGCCGACGACUAACACCAGGUCCUGGGUAUCUAGAAGCCCUGCUCGAGGAUAAUGUCGAUUUUCUAGCGAGUGGCAUUGAGCGAGUUACAGAGACUGGACUCUACGAUGACAACGGCCACUUCCACCAGGUCGAUGCAAUCAUAUAUGCCACUGGCUUCGACUACUCAUGGAAUGUCGAUUCGACGCCUAUCAUCGGACGAAAUGGUGUGAGCGUGCAAGAGAUGUGGACUCCCAGGCCUGAAGCAUAUCUUUCGCUUUGCGUGCCAAAUUUUCCCAACCUCUUUCUCUACCUUGGGCCUAAUGGUGGACCUGGUGGCGGUUCCUUCAUCGCGAUGCUUGAGGUUGUGGUAGAAUACAUCAUUCAGUGUGCUCGAAAGUUGCAGCGAGAGCAUAUAGCGUCUAUGGAAGUGAAAGAGCAAGCAUGCCGAGCAUUUUAUGAUCACGUCGACAAAUAUUUUGAAAAAACGAUUUACACGUAUAAGUGUCGAUCAUGGUUCAAACGAAACGAAGACGACGGUCGUAUUAUCGGUCUUUGGCCAGGGUCGGCCCUCCACGCCUCGGAAGCCCUUCGCCAUCCGAGGUUUGAAGACUUUCACUAUGUUCCCAUGCCCGACACGCGCGAAAAUUUCCUUUCCUGGUUGGGUAAUGGUCUUACUGUUGCCCAGGAAAGGAAUGAAAACACCACUACAUACCUUGAUGACGUUGACGUUCCCCCCUUGAUUAAUCGUGGACCACGACCGAUAACAGCCACAAAGGAGAAAGCGGCCCUCACUGAUAUUUCCGCGUCUGCUGCAAAUGGCUUGAAACGUGAGGAAAGAGUGGACGAUCUAUCAAAGAAUGUUGGGGAAAUGGUUUUGGAAGUUUCAGCCAUGCCGUCUUAG
Messenger RNA from Fonsecaea pedrosoi CBS 271.37, 1821 nucleotides. RefSeq lists its product as uncharacterized. Gene Ontology annotation, molecular function: flavin adenine dinucleotide binding; NADP binding; N,N-dimethylaniline monooxygenase activity. The coding region runs from base 1 to 1821 and encodes 606 amino acids. NCBI's taxonomy places the organism in Eukaryota, Fungi, Ascomycota, Eurotiomycetes, Chaetothyriales, Herpotrichiellaceae. The record is from RefSeq and is a predicted model, not a curated record. The transcript is spliced from 8 exons.